AUUCACAAUGGCAGCGGCCUCUGCGUUAUUCGUGGAAUCAACCCGGAGGACUACUCCGUUGAAGACUUGACCAUUGUAUGGCUAGGUAUUCAAGCAUACAUCGCUGACCAGCGAGGAUGCCAAGACCACCGAGGCAACAUGCUUGUCCACAUCGUGGCAGACAACUCUUCUCAGCUGAAGUUAGGCCACCACCGCCAUUCGACUUCUGCUAUUUCCUUCCACAACGAGGAGGCGGGCGACGUGGUUGCUUGGUUGACUCGUAGCACUGCAGCAGCCGGAGGCAAGUGCAUCGUUGCGUCGGCUUAUACCAUCUACAAUAUCCUGGCGGCCCAUCGUCCCGACAUCAUUCGCACCCUUGCGAAGUCGGAUUGGCCAUUUGCUUUUCCGCGCUUCCAAUGUCGACCCAUAUUAUUCCACCACAACUCGAGGCUGGUGAUGAAUUUUGGUCGUACGCCCCUAUUGGGAAAUGCCAUCCACCCACGCCCAGAGAACCUCCCAAACUGGCGACAUGCAUUUCAUCAACAACCUUGCCGUUCUCCACAGACGCGAAGGAUUCGUCGAUGGCGACUCUCCUCAGCGUAAGCGGCACUUGGUUCGCAUGAGACUACGCAGCUCACAGCAAGGAUGGGACAUACCCGACGAACUGAAGCGGGAAUGGCAUGAUGCAUUCGACGCGGACACCUACCAGACGUGGCACCUGGAACCGAUGCCUGGCGACGUGUUCCCCCUUCGUAAGUACACUAACUAAAUCAUAUGGCCCACGAUACCUUAGGUACCUAGUAGGGCGGGUACUUAUGCACUGCAUCUCACGGGGAACGGUUGGGAUUGGGAAAA
Messenger RNA from Daldinia loculata, 834 nucleotides. RefSeq lists its product as uncharacterized. Lineage: Eukaryota; Fungi; Ascomycota; Sordariomycetes; Xylariales; Hypoxylaceae. Bases 139 to 582 code for a protein of 147 amino acids. The record is from RefSeq and is a predicted model, not a curated record. The transcript is spliced from 5 exons.